Nematocida homosporus is the source of this 1254-nucleotide messenger RNA. RefSeq names its product ATP-dependent RNA helicase DDX49/DBP8. The record is from RefSeq and is a predicted model, not a curated record. The coding region runs from base 1 to 1254 and encodes 417 amino acids. Gene Ontology annotation, molecular function: ATP binding; nucleic acid binding. NCBI's taxonomy places the organism in Eukaryota, Fungi, Microsporidia. The transcript has a single exon.
AUGCUGUUUUCGGACAAUGAAGAAAUUAACGACAUUUUAAAACGAAUUGGAUACAAAGAACCAACCCGGAUCCAGGCAAAGAUGCUUCCCUUUCGCGAAGAACGGGAUGUCAUGGGCUUAGCAGAGACAGGAACAGGAAAAACAGCUUGUUUUGUAAUCCCUUUGGUCGAAAAACUAGCUGAUGACCCGUAUGGCAUUCAUUCGCUGAUUCUUACUCCAACUAGAGAGUUGUGCUUACAGACAAAAGAGCAAAUAGAUGUAAUUGGCAACUACUUUGGCAUUCGUAGUGAAAUAGUGCAUGGUGGAGUUGAGAUUCACAAACAAACUGCUGCUCUUCUGAAGAAGCCGCACAUAGUAGUCUCAACGCCGGGAAGAUUAGCAGCUAUGCUAAGCAGCAAAGAAACCUUGGCAUGCUUCCGGCGGCUACAAAUGGUUGUGCUAGACGAAGCUGAUUUACUGCUCAAUGGUCCACAGUCUCGGCCGGUCUACCAAAUUCUUAGUCUACUCCCGUCUAAGCACCAAAUGCUUCUCUUCUCCGCCACUGACAUUACCCCACAAGUACCUAUUCGCAUGGAAGCAGCUGGAAACGAGACCGACUCUCAACCAGCCCCAGAGCUAACCUGUCCCGCACUUUGGGAUAUGAUCCACCAAAAGCAGAUGUGUAAGAUGGAUGUGCGGGAAGAAUCUAUCCCCAAGCAAAUCACUCAAGAGUAUGCCUUAGUCCACAAUCAUGCCAAAGCAGCCCAUUUAGUGACUUUGCUCUUAGAAGAGUACCCCAACAACAAAGUCAUUGUUUUCUUGAACCGCUCCGAAGAGUGCACUAUUUUGGCUAAGAUUCUUCCCGAGCUGGGCGUAAAUGCAGCCAGUCUGAGUCGAGGCAUGGACUAUCGCACGCGUCUGCACGCCUUUAACGACUUCCGAGCCAGUCGGAUUCGAGUGCUCCUAACUACUGAUAUAGCUUCACGAGGUCUGGAUAUCAAAGAUAUUUCCCUAGUAAUCAAUUAUGACUUGCCCAACAAUCCAAUUGAUUACAUUCAUCGUAUUGGUCGAACCGGUCGAUUAUUACAAACAGGAUGUGCUCUUUCUUUUGUGGCCACCGGAGACUCCGCCCUUCUCGAGCACAUCCAAGCCCACACCCAAACCACUAUUCAGGAGAAAAAGCUCGCCCCACUCACUAGUCCCAAACUCCUCAACCGAAUCACCACACAUCGCCAGUUCAUCCUGGAAAAGAUGGCCAAUUCCAACACCAGCUAA